GCCCGUUGCAUACAGAGGCCGUCAGGAAACUCGCGCUCGUCGAGUUCGUCGAAGUAGCGGCGCGCUGGAAAACCGCAGCCCCGGAGACGGUUUCAGAACUCCUCGUGGAGAAAACGACGAGCGCAAAACACAUCAGUACAGUUUGAUCUCACUGCUGAAUGCUGCUCACACGCUCGUGGAUCAGAUCGGUGCUAACGUGCUAACCCGCUCGCCGGAUGACCAGAGGCUUCUGCGGAUCAAAUCAGGAAACACGUGAAAAGUGAUGGAUCCAGGAUGUGCAGGUGGGCCCGAUCGACAUGAUCCCUCCUGGAGGUGAGGAGCUGCUGCCUGCAUCGGAGAUGCUCGGACUGUCAUGGAGCGUCUCCUCUGGAUGCUGCCAUGGCUUCCUCUGGUCCUGUCAGCUGUGGGUGAGCUUCCAAAGCCUGUCAACGUCACCCUCGUCUCAGAAGGGUUCAGUCAUUUAGUGAAAUGGGAGCCUGGAGCAGGAACUCCUGCUCAGGCGUAUUACCAAGUCAGCAUUACAACAGAGAGGUCGGCGUCGGAGGACGUGGUGUCCGGCUGCGAGCGCGUUCAGCACCAGCUGCUCUGUAACCUGACGGAGGCCUGGUCCGACCCCACGCAGACCUACAUCAUCCUGGUCAGAGCCGCGCUGGACCAGCAGGCCUCACAGCCAGCGUACGCCCCCAGGUUCAAACCUCUCGAUCACAUGGACCAGCCGCUGCUGACCGUCACGCACUGCCGCAGAGAUCUGUGUGUGGACCUUCAGCCUCCCGUCGAGCGCUAUCGAGACGUCUACGACCGGCUCCACUACCACCUCCAAAUCAAGAGCCGCGAGUGGGAUGAGGCUCGCUUCCGAGACGAACCUCCCAUCAAAACUCAAGGUCUGAGGGGGCAGACUCUCAAGAACCUGCUUCCUGGAAGACUAUACUGCGUCUCGGUGAGCUUCUGGGAAAUCCUGGAGGAGACGAAGUCCAACUUCAGCAAACCUGUGUGUGAAUUCUCCGCAAUUUCAACCCCUGAAGGCUUUUGGAUCCUAGCUUCGCUGGUCUUGCUGAUGGUCUUUGUGGGGAUUGUUGCCUCCCUGCUCAUCUUCACUGGUUUCAUCUGUUUGAGAGAUACAACACUGCCUUCAGUCCUGGCAUCCAUCCGUCACACCGAGGAGAGACUGGCGGCCGCCUGCAGCCCGUCCCUGGCCUCGCUGUGGAGCGUGAAGCCGUGCGACGCCGACAAGGCGUCCAGGUCGUCGUCCUCGGACCUCAGCGACCAGGAGGGCGGCACGGAGGACGUCGCUCAGAGCGCCGGCAGCGCCUACGAGCUGAAAGCGGGCACCGCCAGCCUUCGGUCCUCUUCCUCGUCUUCGUCCUGCCAGCCCGAGCCCAAACACGGCGACUUCUCCGUCCGGGUACCGGAGCCCGUCGUCUCGGCUCCCAGAAGCCAGCGCGGCGCCGACGAAGAGGAGGACGAGGAGGGCGAAGAGGGAGACGGCCAGGAGGUCAACCUGCUGUCGUUAAGACUCGGGAGGUUUGAGGAGAUGGAGGACAGGGAGAACCUCCUCUCAGCGGAGGACGAGUCUCCCGCGCCGCUCUCGCCCGCCUGGUUUCCGGAGGACGGAGCCUCAGAGCCAGCUUCGGGCUGCAGCGAGGAAGAGCCGGACGACGACUCGGGCUACACCAGACGCCCCAGAAUCAACGUCCAACGCAAAUUCAAAUAGCACUCCGGGAACAAAACUUACUACUCUCAAUUCUUUUUUUUUUUUUUUCUAAAGUAUGAAAACACUGAAACAUUUUCAAUGGAUAAACUUUUUUUCUGGAUGUCUUAUGAUCAAAAGAAGUUCAAACAUGCACCUUUUCCUGUGUCCUCGGCUCACGAUUUCACACAUUUGCUCUCCAUUUCACCACCACAAAUAUUUGUUGUUGUUUGUCGUUGUGAUUUUUACAUUUACAGGCUGGAAUGGACACAAAUGGCUGAGUUAAACUAAACCAAGCAGUAACUUUCAUUGAUAACUAUUAUCGUUGAGGUUUGACAAACCUUCAAUUUACUUUUGUGUAUUUGUUAAAUGUUUUAAAUACAAAUUCUCCGACCAACUCGUCAAAUCUUUCCUAUCCAUUCAGUCUAAAACCGCCUGCAGCUGCAGAAGAUACAUCACAGUGGAAAUAAUUUUUCCUUUUGCACUUUUGUUGAGAUUUUUCAUUUAUUCUCUCACUGCUGUGUCAUCGCAUUCAUCGCACCGCAGAAAAUGUUCAUCAUUCACAAACAAGAAAAUAAAACUUAACUUAAAAUACCA
Molecule: messenger RNA, 2284 nt
Organism: Salarias fasciatus (jewelled blenny)
Lineage: Eukaryota; Metazoa; Chordata; Actinopteri; Blenniiformes; Blenniidae
Gene: crfb2
Product: cytokine receptor family member b2
Exons: 9
Coding region: 353-1711 (452 amino acids)
Biological process (GO): cytokine-mediated signaling pathway
Cellular component (GO): plasma membrane
Molecular function (GO): cytokine receptor activity; protein binding
Source: RefSeq, a predicted model, not a curated record